Molecule: messenger RNA, 578 nt
Organism: Protomyces lactucae-debilis
Lineage: Eukaryota; Fungi; Ascomycota; Taphrinomycetes; Taphrinales; Protomycetaceae
Exons: 1
Coding region: 226-438 (70 amino acids)
Molecular function (GO): protein binding
Source: RefSeq, a predicted model, not a curated record
CUUGAAUCGAAUAGGGGACAAGAGUAUAGCACUCUUGCCAGCUAAGACUAAACUAAAGGUCACGUGCAUGGGCGCUGACGUGGCAGAGAUAUAACAGCGGAAGCAAGUGAUCAGGGGAUGCACUUUUUGAAUUCUUAACAGAUUUCGAACCACUGCGGCGCGUCGAUUCAAGGCCUUGCUUGAUCUUGACAGCCAUGUUCCUGCCAGACGGUCUCCCAGCUCGAGAUGGCCAGCAAUGUACGUUACAUGAACGCUGAGCAGACACUCGAGCCAAGUCUGUUCGACAAGCUGCCGCAAGAAAUUCUCGACAAGAUCAUCGCCCAUCUCUUUCCGAGCAGCAGGAAUCUCGGCAAUCUAUUGCGUGUCUGCACUGCAUUCUACUAUGCCGCUCUACCACAUAUCUAUCAGGCGCCCAAUGUAACGAACACGCAGCCUUAAAUCUCGCAUCCGACUUUCCCGCACCACAUGCUCUAGCAACUCAUCGCGGCCCUUCUACCUUCCGCCCUUCAACGACGCUUAUCACCUCAGCACGUUGCCUAUCGUCCCGCGCCUAGCUUCCUCGCUUCCGGCAACGCUCU